AUGCCAGGCCAAACAUCCCAGAAACGUGCCCUCCCCGCCGUCAUGAUUGUCGGUGGUGGACUCGGAGGCCUCUUGAUGGCCACGCUCCUUGAGCGAGCCGAUAUUCCCUACCACAUCUACGAACGCGCCGGUGAACUGCGUGCCCUUGGAUCCAUCAUGACGCUUGGUGCCAACGUACUACCGGUCUUUGAGCAAUUGGGUUUGUUGGAGGAGUUUGAGCGCAUCUCAAAGCCGGUUCCUUCUUUGGACUUUUAUACCUCGGACAUCCAGAAACUGGGUUCCCUCGACCUCAAAGAGUUCAAAGCUGCCUCCGGAUACUCGAACUACAUCUUUGCACGACCAAGGCUAUACGAGAUGCUCCGCAAACAGGUCCCUUCGCACAAGGUCAGCCUCAAUAAACGUGUCGUACGUAUUGAGGAGACGCACAACAAGGUUACGAUCUUUUGUGAGGAUGAGUCGUCAUACAGCGGUGAUAUCCUUAUCGGAGCCGAUGGUGCCUACAGUAGUGUGCGCCAGAGCAUAUUCAAGCAGAUGGAUGAGAGAGGUCUGUUGCCGGCCUCGGAUUCGGAGAACCUGUCGAUUGGGUUCAUCAGCAUGGUCGGUGUAUCACAUCCAAAGAACCCAGAAAAGUACCCCCAGUUACAGGAUACCCUUGGACAUUAUUCCCAAGUCCUCGGCAACGACUCUCGUGCCUGGGGAGUGUUCAGUGCUGCAGACAACCAGAUCAGCUGGAUGUUGAGCUCGCAGCUCACAGCGGAGGAGGCGAAUGAGAAGCGGUUCUCGAACGCUGAGUGGGGCCCUGAGGCAAACCAGGCCAUGCUCAAUGAGUUUGCGGAUAUGGCCUGUCCAUGGGGCGGCAAGAUGAGCGAUAUUUUCGAGGACACACCCAAGCAUCUUAUUUCCAAGGUAUUCUUGGAAGAAAAGAUGUUCAAGACAUGGUACUAUGGCCGCACUGUCCUGAUGGGAGAUGCCUGCCACAAGAUGUUCCCAGGCGCUGGACAAGGCGCUGUAAAUGCAUUCCAAGACGCGGUUGUGCUUGCGAACUGUCUGUACGUGAUGGAGGAUAAGGACCCUAACACGAUCACGGCAGCAUUCCAGGAAUACUAUCGUCAGCGUUUUGAUCGUGCUAAUUAUCAGUAUAACCAGAGUAGUUAUAUGUCCAAGACGCAGAGUGGCCAGACGUGGGCAAACCGAGCGCUGCGCUACGCGUUCCUGAACUACACGCCGACGGUGUUCCAACGGACGCUCUACCGCUGGACAUGUGAGUACCGCCCUCUGGUCUCGUGGUUGCCGAUGAUUGAGAACCGUGGCACGGUACCUGUGCUGCCUCAGCAAGGACCCACGAAGCUGGUGGUUGAGAAGAGUGUGGCGCUUUAA
Messenger RNA from Gamsiella multidivaricata, 1377 nucleotides. RefSeq lists its product as uncharacterized. The record is from RefSeq and is a predicted model, not a curated record. The transcript is spliced from 8 exons. The coding region runs from base 1 to 1377 and encodes 458 amino acids. NCBI's taxonomy places the organism in Eukaryota, Fungi, Mortierellomycota, Mortierellomycetes, Mortierellales, Mortierellaceae. Gene Ontology annotation, molecular function: FAD binding.